Messenger RNA from Capra hircus (goat), 954 nucleotides. RefSeq names its product intelectin-2. Gene Ontology annotation, molecular function: oligosaccharide binding. The record is from RefSeq and is a predicted model, not a curated record. NCBI's taxonomy places the organism in Eukaryota, Metazoa, Chordata, Mammalia, Artiodactyla, Bovidae.
AUGAAGUCCCUGUUAGGCCAGGGAGUGUCUGUCAGCCUUGCCUGGGGUGGGGGUGUCAGGGCGGGCUUCAUGGAGAAUUUUGGGAGAGACUGGAAGGAUGACGACCUGACGGAGGUGUGUGAGGCCUUGGAGCAUCUGACUGGACAUCUGGAGCAGGACAGGCUGCAGGGGAGAACAGGGCCAGGUGCCAGAUUCUGCCUCCUGCUGUUCCUCUCUCUGGCCGCCAGAGGGCGGGGUGCAGCAAUGAUCCCUUCUGUUGAGAAGUUUUGGGAGGAUGAAAAAUGUGCUCCAUACCUGUCUUUGCUUCCCAGAAGCGGCAAGGAAAUCAAAGAAAGUUGUAGUGAGGCAGAUGAUGGCCUGUAUCACCUCUGCACUGAGAAUGGUGUCGUCUGCCAGACCUUCUGUGACAUGACCUCUGGGGGUGGCGGCUGGACCCUGGUGGCCAAUGUGCAUGAGAACCGCAUGCUCGGGAAAUGCACGGUGGGCGAUCGCUGGUCCAGUCAGCAGGGCAACAGGGCUGACUACCCAGAGGGCGAUGGCAACUGGGCCAAUUACAACACGUUUGGGUCUACAGAGGCCGCCACCAGCGAUGACUACAAGAACCCUGGCUACUACGACAUUCAAGCUCGGGACCUGGGCAUCUGGCACGUGCCCAACAUCCCCCUGCAGCACUGGAGGAACAGCUCCCUGCUGAGGUAACACACCAACAUGGGCUUCUUCCAGAGACUGGAGCAUAAUCUGUUUGGACUCUACCAGAAAUACCUCGUGAAAUAUGGAGCAGGGAAGUGCUGGACUGACAAUAGCCCAGCCAUUCCUGUUGACUAUGACUUUGGUGAUGCUGAGAAAACUGCAUCUUAUUACUCACCAGAUGGUCAGCGUGAGUACCUCCUUCCCAAGCCCAGUCAUCCAGCUCUUCCCUGCUCUCUUAGGGAAAGUGUAACUAGCAACAGUUAA